This is a messenger RNA of Monopterus albus (swamp eel), 3485 nucleotides long. RefSeq names its product semaphorin-6B-like. The transcript is spliced from 17 exons. NCBI's taxonomy places the organism in Eukaryota, Metazoa, Chordata, Actinopteri, Synbranchiformes, Synbranchidae. Gene Ontology annotation, biological process: axon guidance; semaphorin-plexin signaling pathway; neural crest cell migration. Gene Ontology annotation, cellular component: plasma membrane. The record is from RefSeq and is a predicted model, not a curated record. Gene Ontology annotation, molecular function: chemorepellent activity; semaphorin receptor binding.
UGUGUUUCAGUGGGUGUGAAUUAUGGGCCCCUGGUGUCACUAUGCCUGCUCUGGGUUGGGCAUUUCACCUCGCCACUGUAAAUUUAAAAGGGGAAUUAGAAAAGUGGAUUUUGCUGACUCCUGAUUUCAAAGCUAUAGCCUGACCAAGUGCAGACAGCUGGCGGGUCCCCCAUACAGAAGAGUUAGACAGUCCGCAUUUGCAGGAUUUGGGAUUUCGCAAGGGUCUGAACAAGGCUGCUGGCAAAGGAAACGCAUUGUGGAUCACAGAAAAGCCCAGUAGGUCGUUGUUUGCACAUUUAGUCUACGCACUCUUUCUCUCCCAGUAAAAAAAAAACCUUUUCUAGUUGACUGGGCGUUUUGGACGCGCUCGGUAAACGGUGAUGCUACGGCGACGCGCAGGAACCGUAGAGGGAAGAGACAGGUGAGGUGCGGCUGGCGAUCUGCUGUUAUUUCAGAGAAGCUUUGGAUACCGAGAGCCGUGGGAUCCAUCACCCUUUUCUCCACAGAGAGGCAGAAGAGCGACCGGAAAGGGCGAGUAUAGGCGACUGGCACCUGCCUCAGCCUCCCUACCUGGCCAUCUGGUGCGUGCAUGUGUGCUGCUGCCAUGGCUACCGUGGCUCCUCCCCUCACAUUUCUCCUGCUGCUGCUUCAACUGGCUGAUGGCUCGUUCCCAGAGGAACCCAGUCCACUCAGCUACGUCCCCGUAGAGGUGGUGAGGAGGUACCCAGUGUUCUUGGGCAGAGCUCAUCGUUCAGCUCAGAGACAGGAGCUGCACAUCCAGACGGUCCUUCAAGUCAACCGCACACUCUACAUAGGAGCCAGGGAUGACCUGUACAGAGUGGAGCUGGAUAACAUGGCAGGUGAUGAGAUGUUCUACAGCAAGAAGCGGACGUGGGAAUCCAAUAAGAACGACAUUCGAGUAUGUCGGAUGAAGGGCAAACAUGAGGGAGAGUGCCGUAAUUUCAUCAAAGUUCUUCUCAACCAGCAUGAUGGCUUGUUUGUAUGUGGAACAAACGCGUUCAACCCGCUGUGUGCCAACUACACUAGAGACACUCUAGAAAUGGUGGGAGAGCCAGUCAGCGGGAUGGCACGAUGUCCAUACGAUCCAAGGCAUGCCAAUGUGGCAUUAUUUGCAGAUGGAAGUCUCUUUACUGGCACUGUGACAGAUUUCCUGGCCAUUGAUGCGGUGAUCUAUCGAAGCCUUGGUGACAGCCCCGCCCUCCGCACGGUCAAGCAUGACUCCAAAUGGUUCAGAGAGCCAUAUUUUGUGAGCGCCAUGGAGUGGGGGGCUCAUAUUUAUUUUUUCUUCAGGGAGAUGGCCAUGGAGUUUCAUCAUCUAGAGAAGGUGAUGGUGUCCCGUGUUGCCCGUGUAUGUAAAGCAGACCUCGGCGGCUCUCAGCGCGUCCUCGAGAAACAGUGGACUACAUUUCUAAAGGCGCGGCUCAACUGCUCCGUCCCAGGAGACUCACACUUUUACUUCAACCUCUUACAUGCCACAAGCAAUAUCAUCCGCAUGCAGGGGCGAGAUGUCAUUCUGGGUCUUUUCUCCACACCGCCUAACAGCAUCCCUGGCUCUGCAGUGUGUGUGUUCGACAUGCAGCAGCUGGCUCAUGUCUUUGAGGGUCGAUUUAAAGAGCAGAAAUCCCCAGAGUCUAUUUGGACUCCUGUGCCGGACGAAGCGGUGCCGAAACCCAGACCAGGGGGAUGUGCAGUGCAGGGAUCCAGGUUUAGCUCCUCUACCACGCUGCCAGAUGAGGUGCUGAACUUUGUGAAGACCCAUCCUCUGAUGGAUGAGACUGUUCCCCUGCUGGGACAUAGACCUUGGGUGGUCAAGACUAUGGGACGAUACCAGCUGACAUCCAUGGUGGUGGACACAGAGGCCGGACCACACAAGAACCGCACAGUCUUGUUCCUGGGCUCGACCAGAGGAACCAUCCUCAAGUUCUUAAUGGUUCCCAGUGGAGAUUCUGUCUCCCAUAGCAGUGUGUUUCUGGAGGAAGUGGAGGGAUUCAACCCAGAGAAGUGUGGUGAAGACUCUCCUCAGGCUCGUCAGCUCUUGUCUCUCUCGCUGGACCGGACCAGCCACACUCUGCUGCUGGCCUUCCCCUCAUGUUUGGUCCGAGUGCCCACAUCUCGCUGCCACCUACACUCACGCUGCAUGAAGUGACGGACUUUUCUAGCCUCUAGGGAUCCUUACUGCGGCUGGACCAGAGGCAGCACCUGCUCCUUCCUGAGACCAGGCACACGGCUGCCUUUUCAACAAGAUGUGGAGUAUGGAAACACCACUUCCCAUCUAGGAGACUGUGAUGGAAUUCUGCAGCAGAGCCUGUUGAUUGAACCAGAGAGCCUGGUCUCCCUCAACCUGCUUGUGGCAUCUGCAGUCUCAGCGUUCACCAUUGGAGCGGCGCUCUCAGGCUUUGCCGUGUGUUGGCUCAUGGCCCACAAGCCCACUAACCGUCGCCAUGGCAACGCUUCUCAGUCCUCUAUCCAGCGGCGUGACAGAGGCUUACUGAGUAACGGCGCCGGGAUGGGAGGCUCUGUGCUUAGUGUGACCCGGCAGGGAGGUGGGGAGCGUACCUGCUCUCAGGGUGGGGAGACCCUGUUCGUCAUGCCUAAUGGCUGGGUGAAGUCAGGAGAGCUUGACCCUGGUUUCCUCCCCACCCCGGAGCACACACCCCAGCAGAAACGCAGAGGUUUGCGGCUGUCGGACUCCAACUCUGGAGGGUGGGACACCAGCCAGACGUACCUGGGGGGAGGCUCUGUGGGUCUGGGUUCACCCUGCCGCAUGCCCCCCUCUGUCUACCUGACCACCAGACUGUUCCAGCAGGGUGGAGGUGGGAGGCACAGUGGUGAGGGUCGAGGGAAUGACACGCCACGUCAGCACUAUGUCUGCCUGAGCAAGCAAGAAAAAGGAGGGAAGGGGACGCCCAAAGCCCCCCUCAGGAAGUCUGCAGGAGAAUAUGUAUACCCCAUGACCCCCCAGGACUCACCUGAGCGUCGGAGGGUGGUCUCAGCACCCAGUGCCCCCAUGGAGUAUGGCGAGCCGUUGCCUUUGCGCUGGCCAGCCCAGGAAGGCUACAUCCUUAGCAGCCACGGCAUGGUCCCUGUCCCCUUGCCUCCACCCUCCAUGCCCACCCCCAGUAGCCAAACAUAUGUGUCCCAGCAACACACUCCUGGGCUGAGCAGGGCUCUGCUGAGAGGAGUCCUGGAGCGGGGAGAGCUGGGUGAGCUGGUGGAUCUCAGCCAGCUGAUGAGUAAGAAGAACUGCAGUGAUAGGACUCAGACUGGUCAGUGACUGUUAAGGAAAUGAAGGAGACAAGAGUCUUUCCAUGUCCAGAGCUCUGCAUUUUAUUUACAUGGAUCUCUGUUUCCACUCCAUUCUGUCUAUUCCACUCUCCCUUCCCUUGAUUUUUUCCUACAUCUUUAUUCCAUUGUCAUUCAGCCCCUCUGAUUCCCUCUGUCAGUCUCUCAGGCACCCCCCCACC